Molecule: messenger RNA, 2057 nt
Organism: Patiria miniata (bat star)
Lineage: Eukaryota; Metazoa; Echinodermata; Asteroidea; Valvatida; Asterinidae
Product: mucin-19-like
Exons: 4
Coding region: 4-1773 (589 amino acids)
Source: RefSeq, a predicted model, not a curated record
UCCAUGUCGAGCAUUUCUCUCUUUGGCGCACCUGUUGGUGUGAGGGGUCCACUGGUAAGCAGUAUGGCUGCUCUCAGCUCGAUAUUGUUUGCAACUCUCAUGGCUGUUACGUGUACAUCUGGGGAAUUGCAAUGCAUUGGACCUUACUUCCACAAGUUCGGUGACGCGUGCUUUGCAGUCAGCAGUGGCAGCCAGGGAUUUGGAGUGAGCGAUCAGACAUGGCAAGAUGCCUCUUACAUAUGCGGCAACAUGAGCGCUCAGCUGCUAAUCACAAACACACAGCAGCAAUUCGAUGAUGCCGUCUCAUUCAUGGCAUCUGGUAGUGGUGUGCGGUUUACAUGGAUUGGAUGCACAUCACUGUCGGGGGCCAACUACACUUGCGAGGAUAACAAGGCAUAUUACUACGCAGCCGCAGAGUUCGAUGGUUUCUGGGAAUGGGCAGCAAACAAUCCAAGUCCGAUUUAUAUCACCAAAAGGUGUGCUUAUAUAUACCUAGACCUAGCUGUGAUGAUAGAGAAUGUGUGCACCAUCAAAAAUGCCUUUGUGUGCGAAAAACCCGCUGUUGAGAUAACAUCCGCAUCCCCUGCCACCAUGAAGACCACUGCACUACCAACGACUUAUCCGGGGCUAUUUUCUCCAAAAGGCGUCACGAAGGCAAUUUCUGAUACGGUUGCAGUUUCCACGGCCGCAAUAUCUACGGGUGCUAUUCUGACGGCGGCAAGUCCUACGGAUGAGGCUCCUACAGAUGCAGGUCCUACGGCUGCGGGCCCUACAGUUGCGGGUCCUAUGUAUGAAGGUACUACGGCUGCAGGUCCAACCGAUGCUGAUCCUAUGGAUACAGGUCCUACUGAUGCGGAUCCUACAUAUGAGGGUCAUGUGGAUGCAGAUACUACGGCUGCGGGUACCAAGGCUGCGGGUCAUACGGCUGCAGGCCCUACGGCCGCAAUAUCUACUGCUGCAAUUCCGACGGCGGCAAGUCCUACGGAUGAGGCUCCUACAGAUGCAGGUCCUACGGCUGCGGGCCCUACGGUUGCGGGUCCUAUUGAUGCAGGUACUACGGCUGCAGGUCCAACCGAUGCUGAUCCUACUGAUACAGAUCCUACAGAUGAGGGGCAUAUGGAUGCAGGUGCUACGGCUGCGGGUACAACGGCUGUGGGUCCUACGGCUGCAGGCCCUACGGCCGCAAUAUCUACGGCCGCUAUUCCCACGUCGGCAGGUCCUUCGGCUGCCGGUCUUACAUCUUCAGGUCCUACUGUUGCGGGUCCUACGGAUGAGGCUCCUACAGAUGCAGGUCCUACGGUUGUGAGUCCCAUGGAUGCAGGUACUACGGCUGCAGGUCCAACCGGUGCAGAUACUGUGGAUGCAGGUCCUACAGAUUUGGAUCCUACGGAUGAGGAUCCAAUAGAUACAUCUUUUACGGAUUCGAGUUCUACUGUCACCUUUGCGACAGACGUCUUGGUAAGAUGCAACGCAAAGCGUAAUCAAGUGCAAUUCCCCGCCCACUAUGAAACUGCCCCGACGAAAUGGCACCCUCAGCCGGGAUUGUGCAUCCACAACCACGUGAUCACAGCAGGCACAGUGCGCAACACCGUCAUCUGUGCAACUUGGUGCCUCGAUGACCCCAGAUGUCGCUCGUUCAACUAUGUAGCCAGUGAGCAACGAUGCGAGAUGAGUGACGUCACCAUGAUGGAGGUGGAAGACGGCAACCUCGUUUCAGACGCCAGUUGCAUCGUCUUCGAGCCAUCUCCAUACGCAGUAAAACCUGGUGUUUGAUUUAUGAACACUUUCUGAACCUUUUUUUGUGUUGUAGUCCAGUCUGCACUUGUGUCGAGUCACUUGUGUCGAGUCCGUGUCAAAUUCUCGAAUCAUUUGGUUUUGAGUCCGACUGCGAGACGCAUUAUUUUGUACGAAAUGGAUGUGCAUGGACCUAAAGGCAAAUACCAAUGACCGAUCGUGUUAAGUGAUGCGCUGUUGCAGAAAUUAGGGCUAAUUAAUUGGCAUAGUAUUUACAACACCAACUGGCGAUUGGUGCGGUACAGUCAGCCCAGUCGCCAGCU